Messenger RNA from Helianthus annuus (common sunflower), 2797 nucleotides. RefSeq lists its product as uncharacterized. The record is from RefSeq and is a predicted model, not a curated record. Lineage: Eukaryota; Viridiplantae; Streptophyta; Magnoliopsida; Asterales; Asteraceae. The coding region runs from base 1330 to 1686 and encodes 118 amino acids. The transcript has 5 exons.
UUAUUUUCUCAGGUUCUGUCAUUACAUCUCUCCAAUCCCCAUUCUUUCAUGAAAUUAGAGUUUCCUAAAUUACUGAACCCUUUCCUUCAAUCUCUAAUCUCAACAAGGUAAGAUUUAGGGUUUCAUAUCUGUAUACUGAUCUUUUAUUUCUUGAAAUCGUCUUCUUCUCAACCGCCAUCUUUUGCGAAGAAUUAUAGAGAUGAAGUUUUAAGAGGAUGCGAAAGAUCAUCAGAUUCAAUAAGAUUAUUAAGUUUUUGUGAGAUUACGAUUGAGGAAUUGUGUUUGGAUUGGCAUCGGGAUUGAUUCAUGGAGAAAUCGAUGAGAGAUUGAGGAAAAUGAUGCCGUAAUUAGCGGUUGAUUGUCGAACGACCUCGUAUGGAGUAGUUUCUUCGAGUGGAUUUUGGCUAUGCUUCCGACAAGUUGAUCCUGAGCAAGUUGUUAGGCGUUGUUCAUCUCGAACGAUAUCUCUACAGAGCUGGUGCAAGUUGCAAGAUCAGGUAAUUGGAAAUUUGUUUGAAAAAAAACCCUUAUAUUUUACAAAAAAUGGUAUCAAGUUGCAUAUCUAUUUUUAUUCAUCUCAGUUCGAUACUCACGCCCUACAGACAAUCCCCUUAAUUUUUGAAAAAAAACCCCUUAAUUUUUUCUCAAAAUAUGGUCUUAGGAUUCGAGUUUUGUGGGUUGUAAAAGACAAUCCUAUGACUUUCUACACCAUGUAUUAUCGACUGUUUAUUGCUUCUUCUUAAGGGAAUGUAAGCAGGCAUCUGUGGCAGGAAAAGAAAAAGACACGGAUGAAAUGAAAAGGAUGUGAUUCAGAUAGAUGUGAGCUACUUUGCUCUGCUGUGACCGUCUAUGAGAGUUAUAAAAAUGAUCCACGUGCUUAAAUAGAAAGAAAAAAAAAGAUAACAUUUUGGACGCAUAUCAAGUGUUUGUGAAAUUGCCUGAAUGAAAUGUGAAUCUGAUGUUCAAAUCUGUUUGUAUGAUUCUGAUACAUUUAGUAUUGUUUGUCUAGAUGCAUUCUGAUUUGUAACAAUAUCCCAUAAAAGGGUAUUUACCGAAUUACAGGAAGAUCUUGAAGUCAUGGUUCUUGGUUUGAGGUCUAAGUACCGAAAAGACGGUUCUGUUCAAGUAAAUUAUUUUGUAAAUGUACAAGAGAUUAAAGAACUGACUGAGGUAAAACCUGAAAGUGAAACUUAGCUAUACUACAAUAUCAUUGGCUCUUUCAAAUGUACAUGUUCUUUUACUAUGUUUCCUAAACAGAUUUCAGUGAUUUUACUUGCAUUUUAGAAACCUUAUUCUGCAUUCUGUAAACUGUAUUCAGAUCCAUAGUGCAUGGCUGCCACCUUGGCUUGCAGCCCGUUUGGCUGGUUUUCAGCUGCCAGGGAACAAUGGGUGUUGGUGGUAACUAACGUCGAAGCGCAACUACAAUCAUUAACCAAGAAGACCAAAGAGGUUUAUAUUCAGUUUAAGAAUGCUUUAACUCCACCUGUGAUCAAAAUUAAGGAAAUUGUAGACCCUCACUUUCAGACUGUCAAGAAGGUCUCCAAGCUGUACAUUGACCAAAUUUCCACUGUAACAAAGGCUCAUCUUGAUAAAGCUCGGGAAACAGUGGCAUCUUACACAAAGGAGGCGGUUAUUGGUUGCGGGAAGUUUCUUGAAUCAGCUACUAAAUAUCAUCAUCAGGCAUAGAAUACAAGGGUCUGGUAUUUGCUGGUUGUUUAGUUUUUUUUUUUUUUUUGAAUUUUGGCAGUCUUGACCCGUUUAUAUACAAAUGGGUUGGUUUAUGUUAUGCUCUACCUCAUUGGGUCAAAUGAGUUGAGCUAAAUUAUUUAUAACUAAAGGAAAUGUGCUAAAUGGGAUGGGUGGGUCAAACGAGUGAAAACCCUUUGAAAUAUAACCAAAUGCAUUAAUCCUUUUGAACUCUUUGAAAUAUGCAGUAUUAGCACCUAAAGGUGAAUUGUAAAUCCUUUUUUAGUUCCAUGACUCAAAACUUUAUCUAUUUGCAUGAAUAAGAAUGAAGAAAUUCUCUUAUUAUUUAAUUAGUUUUAACAUAAUUAAACUCAUUUGAUUUUUGAGUUAAUUUAAUCUUAAUUUUUAAUCAAAUUGAUUUUUUCAAACUGGAUUUGGUGGAUGCGAAUGAAGUCUCAAGGGAGUUAAAUUGGUUGCUCUGUGGAUUCUAGCCUAAAUUUGACUGUAGCUGAAAAGAAUCAUAUCUAAGAGUCUUUGGAGCCUCUUUUGUUGUCAACCCGAAACUCUUCACAGGUUUUCAAUCCUAUUUAGGAUAAUCAGCAGCCUUGAUUAUUAGGCAAGCCUCUAAAGGGUAUUCCUAUUAGAAAAAAGCAAAUCUUGCUAAACAUAUAUGGCUAAACAUAUUUUUUUUUGACAUAGAUUUAAACAUAUACAUAUGGUUACAACUUAAAUGGACGCUUAAAAAUAAAUACUACAACAUCAUUAUGUUAUGGUUGAAGGUUUCGUGAAGCUGAUUACGGAGGAAUUAGAAGUGAGGUGACCGAAAAAGAGUAUUGUCCGGUAAGGUGAGGAGUAUUGAUUGUUAUUUUUUGGCAAGUGAGGUUUUGGCUCAGCAUGAUAGGGAGUAUAUGCCUGCGGAAGUGGCGAAUGCGAUUGAGAAGUUUAAAAAGAAGCUUGCUAAAGUAGUUGUUCAUCUCAGUUCGAUACUCACGCCCCGCCAAUGUGGCACCGUUUCGGCUUACAACAGGUAACCUUAGUUUAAUUAGUAAACCUAGGAGUGUUGCAAACGCCCCAAAGGCUGGGAAAUGGCAUAUUCUUUGGAAAUGAUAUU